AUGGCCAGCAGUAGAAGUCAUGGUAUUUACAUAUUGACUGUUCUGCUAGAGUCGACUGCAGAUAAGAGGGUGAAAACUGGGAAAGUAAUUCUCGUGGACUUGGCGGGGUCUGAAAAGGUAGAGAAAACUGGAGCCGAAGGAAAAGUUUUUGAAGAAGCUAAGACUAUCAACAAAUCCCUAUCAGCUCUAGGAAAUGUAAUAAGUGCUCUGACAUGUAGUCCAUCAGCCAAACCAAGCCAUGUUCCUUUUCGUGAUUCAAAACUUACCCGGAUUCUACAAGAUGCUCUUGGAGGGAGCUCAAGGACAGCAUUGCUGUGUUGUUGCUCCCCAAGCCCUUCAAAUGCAUCAGAAACUCUCUCUACCCUUCGCUUUGGUACAAGGGCAAAGCAUAUAAGGGCAUCACCUUUAGUCAGCCGCAGAGAAGAUAAACAUGCCAAAAAGCAUGGAGAAAUCACCCCAACUAAAGAUGAGUCAUGUGACCGAAUUCUAAACAAGUUGAGGGAGAGACUGGAUGAUGAAGAUGUGAAUUUACUUGAGGAGUUAUUCAUACUGGAGGGAUUAUUCGUUGACCUUACUUCAGUAGAAGAUCUGGAAACAGCCUAUCAAGAUGUCACUUCGCAAACAAUUUCCUCAUUACAACAAGCAGUAGAAGAGCUCAUAUUCACUGUCGAGGAGCUUAAGAGCGAGAAUAAGGCUCUUAAGACCAGACUGGCAGCUGCUGAAAGGUUCGAUGCAAUGAGCAAGGAGACGGAAGAUAAUGCUGGUGUUCUGUUAAAGAUUUCAGGAUUUAUCAGCUUCUUAUUUUCAUGGGCUGGGUCGUUUUACCCUCUCAAGAGGCUGAGAUUGGAAGUUACCAACUUGAUCAUGGCUAGCAGAAAACUUACUCUUCGAAUUCUCACCCUAUUAUUCAUCCUAUCAUCUGUUGCAAAUUCAAUUGAUUUCAAUUACCCGUCAGUGUUCAAUUUUGGUGAUUCAAACUCUGACACAGGUGACCUUGCUGCUGGCCUAGGCUUCCUCCUUGCUCCUCCUAAUGGACAAAUUUACUUCAAGACUCCCACAGGAAGGUUCUGUGAUGGCCGUCUCGUCGUUGAUUUUCUAAGUAAACUUCCUAUUCUCUAA
This is a messenger RNA of Dovyalis caffra, 1119 nucleotides long. The record is from the annotation of a GenBank genome assembly. NCBI's taxonomy places the organism in Eukaryota, Viridiplantae, Streptophyta, Magnoliopsida, Malpighiales, Salicaceae.